This is a messenger RNA of Spinacia oleracea (spinach), 3293 nucleotides long. RefSeq names its product disease resistance protein RGA2-like. Gene Ontology annotation, molecular function: ADP binding. The coding region runs from base 134 to 3283 and encodes 1049 amino acids. The record is from RefSeq and is a predicted model, not a curated record. The transcript is spliced from 3 exons. NCBI's taxonomy places the organism in Eukaryota, Viridiplantae, Streptophyta, Magnoliopsida, Caryophyllales, Amaranthaceae.
UGAUGUACAAUUUGGAAAAAGGUACUUUUAAAGAUAUCACAGUUCAAGGGAUUCCAAGUGAUUUUUCUGUUGGAAUGAGCUUCAUCGAGACCCUUGUCUCGCCUCAUUGCAAUAACGAAGCUAUGUGACAAGUAUGCAUGGGUUGGAGGGAGCUAAAUGGAGAUCCUUGUCUCAUCUCAUUGCAAAGAAUGUUAGGUUUCGGCUACUAGGGAGUGCAUUGUUGUCACAUUGUCCUAUCUCAAAUUCUUAUCAAGGAACCGCCAUGUCGGUUGCUCAAACAUUGUUUGCAGCGCUGCAGCGUUCUGAGCUCAACGAGAUUCGCUCUAUCGCUGGUUACAAAUCCAAACUAGAUGAACUCCGUGGCACCGUCUCUCGAAUCAAAGCUGUGCUCAAGGAUGCUGAGGCCAAGCAAGGGCUAUCCGAGCAAGAACAAUUGUAUGUUGAGGAACUCAAAGAUGCUGUUUACGAAGCCGAUGAUCUUUUUGAUGAGUUUGUCACUCUUGCAGAACGGAAGAAGCUUACUAAAGGUAUCAAGGUUCGUGUCCUUUCACUAUUUAGUAAGUUUGGGACAGCAUACAAUAUGGCUCAAGGUGUUAAGAAAAUCAAGAAAAAGUUGGAUGCUAUUGCUUUUGAUAGUCGGUUCAACUUAAACAUUGAUCCUAAGCCUAUCAGGAAUAGAAGACUUGAAACAUGUUCUUAUGUGUAUGAAGCUGAUAUCAUUGGAAGAGAGCUUGAUUUGGAGAAGAUUGUUGGUAUAUUGCUAGAUUCUACUGUUCAACAAUAUGUUUCUUUCCUUCCUAUUGUUGGGAUUGGUGGUUUGGGGAAAACCGCUCUUUCUCAACUUGUGUAUAAUGAUGUAAGGGUCAAAACUGCAUUUCCUUUGAGGUUGUGGACUUGUGUAGCUGAUGAAAAUCAAGAAGUGCUGGAUGUAAAAGGGGUUCUUCGCAAGAUUCUAGCUUCUGCUUCGGGUCAGGAUGACUAUGAGGGUUGUACUCUAGAUGGGUUGCAAAGCCAACUUCGAGAACUGCUUGAUGAAAAGCAAUUCUUGCUUGUUCUGGAUGAUGUGUGGACUGAAAUUUACGAACAAUGGCAUACGUUGACCCAAUUUUUGAUGGGAGGUCAAAGAGGAAGUUGGAUUUUGGUCACUACGCGUUCAGGGGAGACUGCAAGAAUGAUAGGGAACGGUCCGAUUCACGAGCUUCAAGGGUUGUCAAAGGAAAAUUCAUGGUGUUUAUUCAAAAGAGUAGCGUUUAGAUUACAUCACUUGAAUCCUCCUGAGGACUUGGUCAAAAUUGGUCAGGAUAUUGUUGAGAGGUGUGCUAAUGUCCCUCUUGCCAUUAAGGUGGUGGGAAGUCUUCUUUAUGACCAAGACAAACAAAAGUGGGUUUCAGUUCAGAAGUUGGGUUUAGCACAAGUUCAAAGAGGCAAUAAUAGCAUCAUGCCUAUAUUAAAGCUUAGUUAUUAUCAACUUGAAUCCCCAUUAAAAAGUUGUUUUGGCUAUUGUGCAAUAUUCCCUAAAGAUUAUGUGAUGAGGAAGAAGACAUUGAUUAGCCUGUGGAUGGCACAAGGCUACAUCCCAUUAGAUGAUCCUCAAAGCCCGGAAGAUGUCGCUGAGGAAUAUUUUUCGAUCUUGUUACGGAGGUGUUUCUUUCAAGACGUGCAGAAGGAUGAUGAUGAUGAUGACAAUGGAGGUGGUGGUGAUAUUGAAUCGUGUAAAAUACAUGAUCUGAUGCAUGAUGUUGCUCAAGAAGUCGUAGGAAAUGAGAUAUGCACGGGCAAUACCAUAAAUGGAGUUGUGGAUAAAAAAGUUCGCCAUCUCUCUGUUACAAAAGGUCAAUCUCAAUCUGCAUAUUUUUCUUCUUGUAACACCCACAUACGUUCGUAUCUUUAUGUUGGGGAUUUCUAUCAAGGCCAGAAGAUGGACCAGCUUUCCGUGGAUGCAUUACUAGGUAAUUGGAAGUAUCUAAGGGCAUUGAACAUGAGUUGGUUACCCAUCAAGAGUUUGCCGGACUCAAUUGGUGAACUGCUCCAUUUAAGGUAUCUAGACCUCUCGUAUAAUGGUAAUCUACAAGUACUCCCUAAACCAAUUACAAAUCUAUAUAAUCUUCAGACUUUGAAUUUAGUUGGGUGUGGAGGUUUGAAAGAGUUGCCAAAAGAUUUGAGCAAGAUGGUUAAGCUUAGGGCCUUAGAUUUAAAAGGUUGUGAUCAGCUAAUAUGUAUGCCGAGAUGCAUGGGUAAGUUGACUAGCCUUCACACACUUACUUUGUUUGUGGUGGGAAGUACAAGUUCAAGUAGGAAGGAGCUGUUUUCUGGGCUAGAAGACUUGAAAGCACUUAGGAACUUGAAAGGUUAUCUUAAAAUCAAGAUACCCUUAAUGAAGACGGGUGCAAAGGUGGGUAUGAAAAAGGAUGGACGAGAGGGAGGAUGCUUGGAGAACAAGGAAAAUCUGAAAGAUGUGGAGUUUCUUUUCUGUGGGGAUGAGGGUGAGGGAAGAGCGGAGUAUAAUGAAGUAGUGAUGGAAGAGUUGCAGCUACAUUCUAAUCUCGAGAGGUUAACGAUGCGUGGAUAUCAUGGCGUGAGAAUACCACCAUGGCCAAUGGGUGACAACUUGUCAACCUUUCUUCCUAAUCUCGUUCAAAUGAUGUUUACCAGUUGUCCGAAAUUGCAGUAUUUGGGACACCUACGGUUUCCUCAGUUGAAAAGAUUAGAGGUGAGCAGUUGCCCAAACCUAAUAGCCAUUCUUCAUUGUCCUGUAUUGGAAGACUUAACUUUAUAUGAUUUCAAUAAAAGAUUGGAAAUCAUACCUUCUAGUGGUAUUCCCUCAACUUGUUCUUCUUCUUCUUCUUCUUCUUCUUCUUCUUCUUCUUCUUCUUCUUCUUCUUCUUCUUCUUCUUCUUCUUCUUCUUCUUCUUCUAAUUCUUCUUCUUCUUCUUCUUCUUCUUCUUCUUCUUCUUCUUCUUCUUCUUCUUCUUCUUCUUCUUCUUCUUCUUCUUCUUCUUCUUCUUCUUCUUCUUUUGAUGUUGGUCCUAAACUAAGGGAUGUUAAAAUAGACAACGUUGCUUGGCUUAAUUCGUUGCCCAAGGAUCCUUUUCAGGGUGGUGCGAAGCUCCUCAUAUGGGGGGACAUGAAAACGGAGAGUUUGGGAGAAGCUAGUGAGGUGUUCCGUAGCUGCUCAUCUUCUCUGAAAUCCUUGAUAAUUAUGGAGUCCAAUUUGAGGAGUAUUGUAUCCGGAGGAUUAGAGCAUCUCACCGCGUUAGAGGAGUUAGAAAUUUCAAAUUUGUAAUUGCGCUGAU